AUGGAAGAUUACUGGUUAUGUUAUCUUAUUAUAUUUUGGUUUGUUUUGUUAAUUGUUCAGAAAGUGGUGAUUAAUCUUUAUUUUAGACCAAGGAGAAUUCAAAAUCAUUUUUUGAAGCAAGGGAUUAGGGGUCCUAAAUAUAAUUUUUUGUUGGGAAAUCUUAAAGAAAUUGCUGAUUUACAACUUCCUUCUUCUCAGCACUUCUCUUUAUCCCAUGACAUUGUUCCUAGAGUCUUUUCUUUCUACCAUCAUUGGAAGAAUAUAUAUGGUGCAACAUUUGUUGUGUGGUUUGGGGCAACAGUUCGUGUGUCCAUCUCAGAUCCAACGCUUAUUAGGGAUAUGUUGCUUGUAAAAUCAGACAACUUUGAGAAAAUUGAAACACCUCCAUCCGCCAAGAAGCUCGAAGGAGACGGUUUGCCCAAUCUCAGAGGAGAAAAAUGGGCUCACCAUAGAAAGAUAUUAACUCAAAUAUUUUACUCACAAAAUCUCAAGCUAAUGAUUCCUAUGAUGGGGAAGAGCAUGAAGGAUAUGUUGAACAAAUGGUCAUCAAAAAUGUGCAAGGAUGGCAAGGUGGAAAUAGAAGUUUCAAAAUGGUUUUUGAGCUUGUCUGAAGAGGUGGUUACACAUACGGUGUUUGGAAGCAGCUAUGAAGAUGGAAAAGCCAUCUUCGAGUUGCAAGCACAACAAUUGGCUUAUGCCACUAAUGCUUUUCAUCAACUUUUCAUUCCCGCAUUUAGGUUCUUGCCUACUAAGAAGAACAUAAUUUCUUGGAAAUUGGACAGAGACGUUAGAAGUUCAUUGAUGAAGCUAAUUGAACAUAGGAAAAAGAGUUUAGAGUUUGAUGAAUCGGAGCUGGAAGGUCCAAAGGAUAUGUUGGAAGUAAUUAUCAAAGCUAGUAGUAAUAAUAAUUCAAAUAGUCCUGCUAUCAAAGUUGAUGACAUUGUAGAAGAAUGCAAAACCAUGUUCUUAGCUGGCAAAUAUACAACCUCAAAUUUGCUGACAUGGACAACCAUUCUACUAGCCAUGAAUCCACACUGGCAACAACUUGCACGUGAUGAGGUUUUCAACGUCUGUGGAGCACGUGACACCCCAUCUAAGGACGAUAUUGCAAAACUUAAAAUAGUUGGUAUGAUCUUGAAUGAAUCCCUCCGGCUCUAUCCACCUCUUGCUGCAAUACUCCGACGUGCCAAAAUCGACACGAAAUUGGGGAACUUGAAUUUGCCUAAAGGGACAGAGCUACUUAUUCCAACUAUAGGAAUCCAUCAUGAUGCAGAAUUAUGGGGAGACGAUGUGAAUGAAUUUAAUCCUGGAAGAUUUGAGCGCGGCGUCGCUCAAGCAGCGAAAAGCCCCAUAGCCUUCAUGCCUUUCGGCUUAGGCGCUCGCCACUGCAUUGGACAAAAUUUAGCUAUCAUACAAGCUAAAUUAGCCAUAGCUAUGAUGUUGAUGCGUUUCUCGUUUCAACUUGCUCCAACUUACCAACAUGCUCCUACUAUUCAUAUAUUUCUAUGUCCACAAUAUGGAGCUCCAAUCAUUUUCAAGAAAUUGUAGUCUACUA
This is a messenger RNA of Solanum lycopersicum (tomato), 1555 nucleotides long. Its product is annotated as cytochrome P450 734A1-like. Gene Ontology annotation, molecular function: oxidoreductase activity, acting on paired donors, with incorporation or reduction of molecular oxygen; iron ion binding; heme binding. Gene Ontology annotation, biological process: brassinosteroid metabolic process; brassinosteroid homeostasis. NCBI's taxonomy places the organism in Eukaryota, Viridiplantae, Streptophyta, Magnoliopsida, Solanales, Solanaceae. The record is from RefSeq and is a predicted model, not a curated record.